Molecule: messenger RNA, 547 nt
Organism: Clunio marinus
Lineage: Eukaryota; Metazoa; Arthropoda; Insecta; Diptera; Chironomidae
Source: the annotation of a GenBank genome assembly
AUUGCUAAGCAUAUUGUAAACAACAUUUUAGGCACUUACGUCUCAUUCAAUAAAAACAUUUUAUUCCAUUAAAAUUAUCACUGAGCUUCAAAAUGUCGUUUGAUACUAUUCCGAAGGAUUUGAGAGGACUUAGAGCGUGUUUAGUAUGUUCUUUAAUAAAAACGGUAGAACAAUUCGAAAUAGAUGGAUGUGAUAACUGUGAAUCAUUCUUAAGAAUGAAAAAGAACAAAGAUAGAGUAAUGGACGUAACUAGUAAUAACUUUGAUGGGAUGAUCGCUGUAAUGUCACCAGAAGAUUCAUGGGUUUGCAAAUGGCAACGAAUAAAUCGCUUUACAAAAGGUGUCUAUGCCAUUUCAGUCUCUGGUCGCCUCCCAAACUCAAUCGUAAGAGAAAUGAAGAGUCGUGGUAUCACAUACAGAUCUCGAGACACAAGCCAGCGUUAAACAACACCAUAAAUAUAAGAUUCCUAAAUCUCUACUUUUAAAUGUUCCCAACAUAAAAUUUGAUUUCAAUAAAUUCGUUCUUGUGACAAAAUUUUCAAAGAUUU